This is a messenger RNA of Tachyglossus aculeatus (Australian echidna), 711 nucleotides long. RefSeq names its product N-acetylgalactosamine kinase-like. The transcript is spliced from 2 exons. Gene Ontology annotation, biological process: carbohydrate phosphorylation; galactose metabolic process. The record is from RefSeq and is a predicted model, not a curated record. Gene Ontology annotation, molecular function: galactokinase activity; ATP binding. Bases 1 to 711 code for a protein of 236 amino acids. NCBI's taxonomy places the organism in Eukaryota, Metazoa, Chordata, Mammalia, Monotremata, Tachyglossidae. Gene Ontology annotation, cellular component: cytosol.
AUGAUGGCGGUGGCUCCGGACACACGGCGGGUCCAGGUGGCCGAGCAUCCCAGAUUGCUGAACUUGAAGGAGAAGUUCAUCUCCAAGUUUGGAGCCACUCCUAAAUUUUAUGCGCGAGCCCCAGGGCGAGUCAACCUAAUAGGAGAGCACAUAGAUUACUGUGGAUACUCUGUCCUGCCUAUGGCGGUAGAGCAGGAUAUACUAAUCGCAGUUGAACCUGUGCAAACCCAAGUUCUCCAACUGGCCAAUACUAACCCUCUCUAUCCGGAUUUCAGCAGCAGCGUUAACGACAUUCAGAUUAACGCAGCCCAACCUCUGUGGCACAACUAUUUCCUGUGUGGACUGAAAGGAAUUCAGGAACACUUCAGCCUCAGGAACCUGACAGGGAUGAACUGCCUGGUGGACGGGAACAUCCCUGCCAGCUCUGGGCUCUCUAGCUCCAGUGCCUUAGUCUGCUGUGCCGGGCUCGUGGCCAUCACCGCUUACGGAUUGACCCUCUCCAAGCCCAGAACAAAUAUUCACCUCUUCCAUUCACAUAAGACUAAUGUCCCAAACUCCCUUCAAAGGCUAACGCAGAGAGCAUACAUGAUUCUCUUUGAACAUUUGGAAGUGUUUUCCUAUGGCAUGCCAGAAAAUUUCUGCUGCUUCCCAUCAGGGAAGACUGGGACCAAGGAAGCCCCGCAAAGAUUUGGUUGUGAUUCUGCCAGAUAA